Molecule: messenger RNA, 1392 nt
Organism: Rhododendron vialii
Lineage: Eukaryota; Viridiplantae; Streptophyta; Magnoliopsida; Ericales; Ericaceae
Product: GDSL esterase/lipase At5g45960
Exons: 5
Coding region: 60-1148 (362 amino acids)
Molecular function (GO): hydrolase activity, acting on ester bonds
Source: RefSeq, a predicted model, not a curated record
AUAUAUGCUGUGUAGGUUAGCGUUUCAGUUUGAGCCUUUCAAGGCGAGCUUAAGCAAAUAUGAGGCCGCAUUUUGUACUUCUGUUCUUCUCCGUUCUAUUUCUUCUUCUGUUUGUGUUCAAAGCUGGAGGAGCCCCAGCUCUAACCAAGAAGCCUUCGAACAACUCAUUUACGGCUAUUUUGGUAUUCGGAGACUCCACGGUCGAUCCCGGCAACAACAACUACCUUCAAACUAUUUUCAAGAGCAAUUUCCAACCUUAUGGGAGGGACUUUCCGAAUCACAUUCCCACCGGAAGGUUUUCCAAUGGCCGCCUCGUUACGGAUUUUGUAGCUUCAUACGUGGGUAUCAAGGAGAAUGUGCCAGCAUAUUUGGAUCAAAGUCUUAGCAUCGGGGAGCUGAUGACCGGAGUUAGUUUCGCAUCUGCUGGCUCUGGAUUUGACCCCCUCACAGCACAAAUAGUCGGUGCAAUUCCAAUGCCAAAGCAAAUGGAAUACUUUAGAGAGUACAAAAAUAGACUGGAGCUUGCCAUUGGAAAGCAAAGAGCCCAAAUCCUAAUCAAUAAGGCCGGGAUCAUAAUAAGCGCCGGUACCAAUGACUUCAUUGUCAACUAUUUUGGCCCACCAAUUCGACGUCAAAGCUACACCGUUUCAAGCUACCAACUCUUCUUGCUUCAGAACCUCCAACAUUUUAUCAAGGAUCUGGCGGACGAGGGGGCUCAAAGAAUAUUCAUCGUUGGCUUACCUCCAAUGGGCUGCGUGCCUGCUGUUAUCACCCUUAACUCUGGUGGUUCCCGUAAACGUGGUUGUAUUGAAUCAUUAUCCUCCGUCGCCAGAGACUACAAUCAACUGCUUCAAAAUCAGUUGAAAGCCAUGCAGCAGACUCGUGGACGCCAGAUCUUUUAUGCCGACAUAUACACACCGAUGGUCGAUAUCAUCCAACGCCGCAAGUUUGGGUUUGAUGUGGUGGACAGAGGCUGUUGUGGGACUGGUCUAUUAGAAGCCUCGUUCUCGUGCAAUCCAGAAUCACCUACUUGCACUGAUGCCUCCAAGUAUGCAUUUUGGGAUGCAAUACACCCAACAGAGAGUACCUACUACAUCAUCUUCAAGUCUCUAGCUCCCACCAUUGAUUUCUUUCUCAAGCAUAAAUAAUCAUAUGUUUAAGCUCUUUCACCAAAAAUUCAAAAGGAAUAUAUUUUAAACUCGUUAAUUUAAAAAAAAAAUGCGUACAUAUAAUACCAAUUCUAUUAUGUCACAGCAGUGGCAUUUUGGGGGGCAUUUGUGUAAGGGAAAUAUGUGCUACUAACGGAAUUUGUCAGAAUUCCUAAACAUAAAUGUUGUGGUCUUUUGUCGUUAAGUUGCUUGAUGAAUAAAAUGGAGUUGUUCAUUCGUAGCA